This is a messenger RNA of Heterobasidion irregulare TC 32-1, 510 nucleotides long. RefSeq lists its product as uncharacterized. Lineage: Eukaryota; Fungi; Basidiomycota; Agaricomycetes; Russulales; Bondarzewiaceae. The record is from RefSeq and is a predicted model, not a curated record. The coding region runs from base 1 to 510 and encodes 169 amino acids. The transcript has 2 exons.
AUGUCCGACCGACGCUCUGCAAUCCCCGCGUUUUACUAUGCCGUCUUCGGCGUCUACGAGCCCAUCCUCACUUGGAUGGGGCUGCUGGGCACUCUGCUCGACCCCGAAAAAACUCACAACCUGCAGGCGCCUUGGCCGCGAUUGUCGCCGCCACCUACGCAGCUGCCGCUCGCUUCUAUCGUGACCGUCGUCCAACUCGCCCACGUUUGUGCCCUUCUCGGCACCGUAAACUUCUUCCUCCUCUCCACCGCGCGACGCCACCUCUUCGCGCAGCCCGCGCUUCAAGAAAAGGUCAUCAGCUCUCUGCUCACGCCCCUCCUCGCUGGCGACAUCCUCCAUAUCGGUCUCACGAUGUGGGCUUUGGGUGACAGUCGGUGGCAUUUUUCAGAAUGGAGCGGGACGCUGUGGACGACGAUGAUCCUCGGCUUGACCCUACUGGUCCCGCGAAUCGCUUGGCAUAUGGGCGUGGGCCGUUACGUGGACAAGAGGGAUGGGAAGGUCUUCGGCUGA